This is a messenger RNA of Copidosoma floridanum, 1894 nucleotides long. RefSeq names its product kynurenine/alpha-aminoadipate aminotransferase, mitochondrial. Gene Ontology annotation, biological process: biosynthetic process. NCBI's taxonomy places the organism in Eukaryota, Metazoa, Arthropoda, Insecta, Hymenoptera, Encyrtidae. The record is from RefSeq and is a predicted model, not a curated record. Gene Ontology annotation, molecular function: L-kynurenine:2-oxoglutarate transaminase activity; pyridoxal phosphate binding.
UGCGUCAGUGUUAAGUGUCUCAAAGCAUUUCUCUGUCUUCGAUUCUGUCCGGUUUUUCGACUAUCGGAUUUCGCAGAGUUUUCUCCUGUCUUGCAGUGAAUCUUUGUUGCAUUUUCCUUUUUGAUUACUUAUCUACGAUUUCUGGAGAUACCCAUAUCCAGCCAUGUACAAGUACAAUAGAACUAAGAAGACCAAGAUCGACUAUGCCCAGUUUAGAACGGAGGUUUCCAAACGAAGAAGAUCAGCCGCCACGCGGGAACUAACGAAAAUAGCCUACUCGGCCCCGCACAGUAUUAUCUCCCUGGCGGAGGGUAUGCCGAACGAAGAAACCUUCCCGUUCAGCGAGAUCUCGAUAAAGCUGGUCGACGGCUCCGACUUCGUCUUGGAAGGCGAGGACCUGGCUGCCUCGCUCCAGUACAUCCCAAGUCAGGGUUACCCACCUCUGCUGCAGGCUAUACGAGAGUUUCAAAGGAAAGCCCAUUCGCCGCCUAUGUGGGAGAACCGCGAAGUGGUUAUUGUCGCGGGUGGCCAGGACGGGCUGAGCAAGGCUCUAGAGGCCAUCAUCGGGCCCAGCGAUCCCAUCCUGGUGCAGAAUCCAUUCUAUCCUGGUGCCAGCGUUGUCAUUGCCCCGCACGAGGCGGAACUCAUUCCGAUAGAGCAGGACGAGUUGGGCUUGAUUCCACAGUGCCUUCGCGAGCGUCUGAAGGAGCGCAAGGCUUCCGGCCUCAAGAUGCCCAAGCUCAUGUACAUCAACGCCACCGGCGCCAAUCCCACGGGCACCGUGAUGCCACUCGAGCGCAGACACGAGAUCUACAGGCUCGCUUGCGAGUACAAUUUCCUCAUCCUCGACGACGAUCCUUAUCACUUCAUGUACUUCACGGACGAAGCGCCAACAUCUUUCCUGGCCCUCGACACGGAGAGCCGCGUCAUAAGGGUGGACUCGUUCUCGAAGGUCUUGAGCAGUGGCUUGAGGAUCGGUGUGAUUACGGCGGCCAAACCCUUGGUCGCUACCAUCGAGCUCCACAUGCAGAGCAGCCACUUGCACGCGCCCACUUUGUCACAGGUGAUACUGUACAAACUGUUGCAAAUUUGGGGAUUCGACAAAAUGAUGGAUCACUUCCGUAAAAUAAGAGUCUUCUACAAGGAGCGACGUGAUCUCAUCGCCAAAUUGGCAGCGCAUCAUUUGCAAGGCAUAGCUGAAUUUUCGGUACCAAGUGCCGGAUUCUUCCUGUGGAUCAAAGUACCUGGAGUACAGGAUACCUGGAAAAUGGUCAUGCAGCGAGGAAUCGCUCACGGAGUCCUAGUUGCACCGGGAGCUGCCUUCAUGGCUGAUCCGUCCGAGCCUUGCAACGCCAUCAGGGCGAGCUUUGCUAAAGCCACGUACAAAGAAAUGAAUUUGGCAAUGGAACGCUUGUCGUUGUUGAUAAAAGAUGAAUUGUCGCGGAGUAAAUCAAUUUUACCCGGUAACACGUGAAAUUCGGGAUGGUGGAGAAUACACUGAAGGGGUGAAACUUUUCAUCGACGUGCACCAUCCAGCUGUGGGUAAAAUAAACGCAACUUCGGCAAACUAUAGCUACAGUAGGUUUCUAGAAUCCUACAGUUCGACCUAUAUAUUUUGGUGCAGUGCAGCGCACCAUCGCAGCCGUCGAUAAUAUACAUCAGAGGAUAUGCCUUACCGACGUAUCUAUCGCCACUUGACAAUGACGACGACCGUAUUUUUGCCAAAAUUACGUUUUGUAUCAUUUGUAAUUAAGUAGAUUAGAGCACGUGCAAGCGCUUUUUCUUGAUUCAUAGGUUGAAUUCUCCUGUCAACUGUUGCACAAAUAAUUUCGAGAACCUAGUGUGUUAUUUAAUAAAUAAUUGAAUAAAAUAAUUUCGGAUUUUUAUUUAACAA